This is a messenger RNA of Acanthamoeba castellanii str. Neff, 1980 nucleotides long. RefSeq names its product ATPase, AAA domain containing protein. Gene Ontology annotation, molecular function: ATP hydrolysis activity; ATP binding. The record is from RefSeq and is a predicted model, not a curated record. The transcript is spliced from 14 exons. The coding region runs from base 1 to 1980 and encodes 659 amino acids. Lineage: Eukaryota; Discosea; Longamoebia; Acanthamoebidae.
AUGGAAGGGGCUCAAUCUGCACCACAGAUAAGGCUCAAAAUCAAGCGCUUCGUGCCGCCACCUGUCUACGACAGAGAAGACCCGGAGGAUCCAAGCGCCACCAAGCUUCUGUGGAGCAAUGAGGCCCACGUAGCGCCUUCCAUCUUCAAUCUCAUCUCGAAUGAAGGCGAAUUCGGCGAGGACUACGUGCUGGGCAGUGUGGCCGACUGGGUGCCGCCAGACGGCACCGUGGUCCACGUGCGCGCUGUGCCGGAGCAUCGGCUGCCCGUCUGGCAGCGUAUCAUCUUGAUCGGCCCGCUGGACAACUCGCUCCCCUUCGCCUCGCUCCCUUGCAAAUGCUUCCCGCUGGUGGGCGCCAACGACGAGCCCGCCGCCGCCGCCGCCGCCGCCGAGGUGAACUGGGGCGUCAUUCCCGACUUCGUCGAGUUUAUGCUCCAGAGCGCCGACGAGCACGACAUGCUCGAGGCCAUCCGACAAGAGAUCCGCAGCUCGCCGCUGGGCGUAGACCCCUUCCGCUCCUACGACGAGAAUCGCCACUUCAUACGAGCCUUCAUCGAGGAUGCCACCAAGAGACGGAGCAGGAAUCUGGGACGCCUGGAGGCCGCGAACAGCAUCAUUGUGACCGGGCCGAGAGGCACGGGCAAGUCGGCGCUCGUGCGAGGCCUGGCGCUCGAGGGCGAUCUCCCCGUCGUGUGGAUCACACCCGCCCGGCUGGCCUCGGAGUUCUCCAGUCGCAUGGCCGCCGGCCUGAGCCGUUAUUGCGACGUGGCCCUGCGACUACAGCCGUCCAUCCUUGUGAUCGAUGACAUGGACGCGUUGUUCCCGGCCGAGGAGAUUGGGCGCGAGGGCGAGGAGGACAUAGUGCAUGCUCUCCUGUCGUUCCUCGAGCGCCUCUCCCGAGACGCGCACCAUCGGGUGCUCGUGGUGGGGAUAACAAACCAUUUGGAAGGAGUGGACAAAGGGGCGAGGGAUCGGUUUGAGGACGUGGUGACCAUCGAGGUGCCCACUGCGGAACAGCGCGUAGACAUCUUCCAUCAGUGUCUGCGCAAGUUUGGCGUCCCCCUCGGCGGAGAUAUCAUGGCCGCCUGCCGCGAUGCCGCCCUGUUCGCGCACGAGCGGAGAGCCGGCGGCGCCGACCCCGACAACGUCGUCAACGUCAACAUCAAAGUCACCCGGGCCGACCUGCUCCGGGCGCUCAAGCCCAUCAAGGCCAGCGGCGUGCGCGAGGUGACCGUGUCGCUGCCCCAGAUCGGCUGGCGAGACAUCGGUGGCCUGCAUGACGUCAAGGCCAAGCUGCGGCAGACGGUGACCUGGGCCUACGAGCACCGGGAGGCCUACGGGCGGCUCGGGAUCCAGCCGCCGCGCGGAAUCCUCCUCUACGGCCCACCGGGCACCGGCAAGACCCUCCUGUGCGCCGCCGUGGCGGGCGAGUGUCACGCCAACUUCAUCACCCUCUCCAUCGCCGACCUCUUGCGCUCGGAGGUGGGCGAAUCGGAGAAGCGGCUCGCCGAGGUGUUCCGCAAGGCGCGCCAAAGCAGCCCGUGCGUCAUCUUCUUCGACGAGAUCCAGGCCUUGCUGCUCGAGAUGGACAUGCUCGAGGGCGAAGGGUGCGGCGUGGUCGUCAUGGCGGCCACCAACACACCACAAGUAUUGGAUGCAUCGCUCCUACGUCCGGGCCGAUUUGAUCGCUGCAUCUACGUUGGCCCGCCCGACCAACCCCAGCGUCAGGAGAUCUUGCAUCUGCAAACGCAGAAGAUGCCGUUGGCAUCGGACGUGUCGCUCGAUUUCCUGGCCAUGGUGACCGAGAACUACACCGGCGCCGACCUCAUGGACCUGUGCCGCAACGCCGCUGUCGAGACCAUCAAGCACGGCCGAGAUGUGGUGAAUGCACAAGACUUCAUGGCGGCGCUUCAGAUGACGCUGCCCUCGGUCUCCAAGGAAGAGGCCAAGCGCUUGAGGGAGUGGCGCAUCCACGCGUGA